AGCAAGAAAAAACAUUUUCAAUGUUCAUAUGUAAAUAUGAAUAUUAUUUUAAGACAAAACUAACUAACUAAUUAUAGUGUUGAUAUGAAAUCUCAUGGUGAAUUGAUGGUCUUUUCUUGGGUUAUGUUCAGAUUCUGUGUGUUACUGUGUGGGUGAAAAUGUUUGGCAAGUGCUCUUGACCAAUCAUAUAAUGCCAGCAGUGCAGACACCCUCUCUAAAGCAUUUAAAAGAGAACAGCCUUUCCCCUGUCUCUGCAAUAUUCUUGAUCACACCUCACAGUGCAGAUCAGCUCCAAUAAACAAAUUACCAACAUGCUCUUGUUCCUCUUCUUGUUUGGUCUGGCUCUGGGUGCUGAGUCUCCUUCAGGUGACCAUGAGAUGAAGCUACAGCGUGGUAACUGUCCCAUGUUCUGGUUCAGCUUCAACGGCCGCUGCUACAAGUAUGUCUCCACACGUAUGACCUGGGCUGAUGCAGACUUCCAAUGUGUGUCAGAGAGUGCCACCCUGGUGUCUAUCCACAGUCUGGAAGAAGAGAGGUUCGUCACAUCCCUGAUCAAGAACUUUGACCCUGCUCAGGGAUCCACCUGGAUCGGAUUCAGUGACAUCCAUAAAGAAGGAAGAUGGAUAUGGUCUGAUGGAUCUGCAUUGGACUUUGCUUUUUGGGACAAUGGACAGCCAAACAACUAUCAUGGAAAGGAACACUGUGCACGCCAAAACUAUAACAGUAAUCUGAAAUGGAAUGACGGUCCUUGUUCUGAGACAUUGCCUUUUGUCUGUGCAUCUCGUGUCUGUCCUUAA
Messenger RNA from Thunnus maccoyii (southern bluefin tuna), 797 nucleotides. RefSeq names its product lactose-binding lectin l-2-like. Gene Ontology annotation, molecular function: signaling receptor activity. The record is from RefSeq and is a predicted model, not a curated record. NCBI's taxonomy places the organism in Eukaryota, Metazoa, Chordata, Actinopteri, Scombriformes, Scombridae. The transcript has a single exon. Bases 312 to 797 code for a protein of 161 amino acids.